Drosophila subobscura is the source of this 828-nucleotide messenger RNA. RefSeq names its product protein starmaker. NCBI's taxonomy places the organism in Eukaryota, Metazoa, Arthropoda, Insecta, Diptera, Drosophilidae. The record is from RefSeq and is a predicted model, not a curated record. The transcript is spliced from 3 exons. Bases 52 to 801 code for a protein of 249 amino acids.
ACCUGUUCUUCUCUUUUCAACUCAGCUACAGAAUCUACAACUGACCCGAAAAUGUCCUGUAUUUGCCAAUAUUAUACGCCUGGCGUGGACAGCGGCAUGGCUCAAGUGGGCUUUCCUUUGAAAGCUGAUAAAGAAAGCCCAUCCGAGAACGUCGUAAAAGAUGCGGAGAAGGAAACUUCUGAGAUGACACUACCUGCCUCUGACUUAGCCGACUGUCGUGCAGAGAAUUGGCUCCUUAAGAAAAAACUGAUGGACUUUGAAAUCACUAUUGAGAAUCUACAACAGUUGGUGAGUAUGAUAGUGGAGAAGCAGCAUCGGAUCUUGAUCGAAAUGUUCGAGCUGAGAAAAGAAAACCGAGAGCUGCAGACUGAGUGUCAUCUCCAGCGAGAGUACCACUCAAUGGAAAGAAAUGCGUUGAUGAAGCAGCUACAUGACAUUCAGACUUUGUCCAGAAAUCGAAGCUUGGAAUUGGGGAGUGGAUCUAUUGAAAUUGAUGAUAACCGUAGCCCUGAGGUCCGCGAGGAAGCUGAAUUAUCCGCUGAAGAGCAGGAUGAAACUGAUGAUGAGUGUGAGAGUGAUAUUGAGUACGAUAGCUAUGAAGAUCAGGACUCUUGUACCGACGACGUAGACUGUGAAGACCUUUCGGAAACUUCACCCAAAACUUCACGAAGCAGUUCACCCUAUUCAAACGGCUCAGAAUCGGAAGACACGGAUUCACAGACGGCCAAAAAUCAAGAUUGUGAAAACGAUAGUGAUAGCGAUAGCGACCAAGAGAGCGAUGGCGAUAGCGAUACUGACUGAUGAAACGUUGAUAAAACACCGAAUAUG